GUGAACGCCACAGUGGAUGGAACAAAGAAUGACCUUGCCAAAUUGAAGAGAACUACAACAACGCUGAAACACUUCAAUACGUCCCUGAACCAGGUGAACUUUAAGUUGAGAAGAACAAGCAAUGAUCUCUCAGAACUCUAUGGCAUUAUGAUAAAGCUGGAAAAUUACAACUCAUCCUUUAACGAGGUGAAGUCCAACUUGGAAAGAUCAAGAAUUGAUCUAUCACAGCUCAGCAGCACCGUGAUUGAGGUACAAUCUACAUUAAACAGUACAAGCAAUGAUCUGUCGGACCUGAAAAGUUCUGUGACGAAGGUGCAGUCUAGGUCAGAUAGAACCAGCGAUGAUGUCUCGGUACUAAACUGCACAGUUAAUAGGCUCAACAAAGCCAUUCAACGUAAUUUAAACGAGUCGUGCCAGAAUGUUACCUGGAACUCAGCGAGUGAGGAAUGCAAAUUUAAUUGUUGCUGUGCAGCCAAUUCUUGCGAAGAAACACCCCCAGACGUUGAAAGUUGUAAAGAACUGUACAACAGAAAUGGAUCUGACGCCAACAAAGCUUACCCUUUGAGGCUGGGGAAAAAGAUCCUUCCAGUUUACUGUCACAUGACAGCUCUUGAUGGAUGUGGGGGUGGUGGCUGGACUCUGGUAAUGAAGAUGGAUGGUUCCAAGGUAAACCUAAAACGAUGUUGAUAAAAAUG
Messenger RNA from Stylophora pistillata, 695 nucleotides. RefSeq lists its product as uncharacterized. The record is from RefSeq and is a predicted model, not a curated record. Lineage: Eukaryota; Metazoa; Cnidaria; Anthozoa; Scleractinia; Pocilloporidae.